This is a messenger RNA of Pogona vitticeps (central bearded dragon), 3679 nucleotides long. It is a transcript of the gene C1S, whose product is annotated as complement C1s. Gene Ontology annotation, biological process: proteolysis; complement activation. Gene Ontology annotation, molecular function: calcium ion binding; serine-type endopeptidase activity. The record is from RefSeq and is a predicted model, not a curated record. NCBI's taxonomy places the organism in Eukaryota, Metazoa, Chordata, Lepidosauria, Squamata, Agamidae. Gene Ontology annotation, cellular component: extracellular region.
CACCUAAUGUAAUGCUCUUGUCUUGCAGGGACUGAUUUUUCUUUGCCUACUGUGAGCUGGGUUUUUCAUGCCAUUGUCCUGCUCACCCAAACCAGGCCUCCUUCAGAGGAAGAAACAAACCACCUGUCUGUUUUGAGGGAGCUGUUGUUUUGAGGGAGAAGCUGAGAUGAAGCUCUUGCAGACGUGGAGCUGCAUCGCUUGCUUCCUCCUGGCCUAUACUGAAGCAGCCUCCAUGUACGGAGAGAUCCUGUCUCCCAACUACCCCCAGCCAUAUCCCAACGAUGCUCUGGAAUCCUGGGAAAUAAGUGUUCCUCCUGGCUAUGGAAUCCGCCUCUAUUUCACCCACCUGGAUAUAGAACCAUCUCAAGGCUGCGAGUAUGACUUUGUGAAGGUCCACUCUGGUGACAACAUUGAGGGUCAGCUCUGUGGACGGAAGAAAAGCCGCAAGCCUGGAUCUCACAUUGUGGAGGAAUUCUAUGUCCCAUACAACACUUUGACUGUCACAUUUCAGUCUGACUUUUCCAAUGAAGAAAGAUUCACCGGGUUUGCGGCUUACUACACUGCAGUGGACGUGAAUGAGUGCACAGAUUUUGUGGAAGCGGUCUGCAGUCAUUACUGCAACAACUACAUCGGUGGCUAUUUUUGCUCCUGCCCUUCCGAAUAUUUCUUGCAUGAGGAUCAGAGGACAUGCGGAGUGAACUGCUCUGGAAAUGUCUUUACUGAACUGUCUGGUGAGAUCAGCAGCCCCAACUACCCCAGCCUAUACCCUGAGAACUCACACUGUGAUUACCGUGUGAUCUUGGAGCCAGGGUACCGCGUGGUUCUGACCAUCGAUGGGAAGAAGGACUUCGACAUAGAGCCAGCGGACUCACAAGGAAACUGUCAGGAUGCCUUGAGAAUCUUGGCAGGAGACCAACACUUAGGUCCUUACUGUGGCAGUAUAUUCUCUGGUCCUCCAGAAAUCAAGACGAAAAGCAAUAUUGUGGACAUUUUCUUCCAAACAAAUGAAGCAACACAAGGCCGAGGCUGGAAACUCCGCUAUUUUGGGGACCCCAUGCCCUGUCCAAAGACCGUCAUUCCCAAUGCUGUGCUGGAUCCCACAAGAGACCAUUAUGUCUUUAAGGAUUCUGUGACGGUCACUUGUAUAGAAGGCUAUGAGGUUGUACUGCCUCAAGGCAGUCUCACAUCGUUCUACUCGAGAUGUCAAAGCUAUGGCAAGUGGAGCAACUCUGACUACAGAUGCGUCCCUGUGGAUUGUGGCAUGCCUGAUCCCCUUGAAAAUGGGAAUGUCACUUACCUGUCAGGAGCUGAGGAAACUCGCUAUCAAGCUCUUAUCCGCUAUGAAUGCCAUAAGCCCUAUUACGCGGAAAAGGACAGUGGAAACGGGGUUUAUCAGUGUUCAGCCAGUGGAGAAUGGGUGAACGAAGAAAAGAAAACAGAGCUUCCGGUUUGCACCCCAGUCUGUGGAGUUCCUCAUACACCCAUCGAAGGAACAGGGCGGAUUUUCGGAGGGUGGCAUGCUAAGGCAGGGAAUUUUCCUUGGCAGAUUUAUUUUCACCACCCACGAGGUGGUGGAGCUCUUAUUUCCGACCGCUGGAUACUGACUGCAGCUCAUGUGGUGGAUGAGAAUCCAAACCCGACAGUCUACGCUGGGUUACUCUUUGCCGGCUCAAACGCCCGGAGCAAAGCGAAGCCACUAGUUGUGGAAAAGACAAUCAUUCAUCCCGACUGGAUUAGAAGUGGAACAGAACUCCGGACAAAUUUUGAUAAUGACAUUGCUUUGUUGAAACUGAAGGAACGUGUGACAAUGGGACCCAACAUUUCGUUGAUCUGCCUGCCCGGUAGAUCUUCAGAAUAUAAGCCAAAGACUGGAACCUUAGGCUUCAUAGCUGGCUGGGGCCAGACAGAAAAAAGGGACUCGUCACAUAGACUCAUGGCAGCCAGUGUCGCCGUGCAGGACAUGGACAUGUGUCGAAGUCAGAAGCCGGAUCUCCCAUCAGACUCUUCGUCCUAUGUCUUCACAGACAAUAUGAUUUGUGCUGGGGGUGGUGGGAAAGACAGCUGUCAUGGGGACAGUGGGGGGGCAUAUGCCAUCCUUGAUCCUCAUAACGACACACGAUACUAUGUGGCUGGGCUGGUUUCUUGGGGCCCCAAAUGUGGUACUUAUGGUCUUUACACUAAAGUGGCAAACUACGUGGAUUGGAUUGUAGGGGUCAUGAGCCAGCAUGACUCUCAAGAACCAGAAGAAUAGUCACAUCCUAUCCCAGGGUCUCCUCAAGCACUAUUUUGAUAUUCUGUUCCAUCGGUCCUAACCCACAAAAGAGAUGUUUGCCGCUCAGGUCCAUAUUCUUGCGGCCUGCUUUCCAUUACUUCCUUUUCUUCUGUCUUCAUGAAAAGCAAAACAGCAUCCGCCAACUGAUUUCUUGCUACCUGUAUGAUUGGUGAGCAUGCCAAUUCUUGGAUAUACUAAAUAUCUAGCCCCCUGCGAUUAUAACCAGUUGGAAAAAUCCCAUAAAUUUCAACCUCACCGGAUCACGAGGCAGGACAAGCUGGCCAAAUGACAUGUUACCAGAAGAGCACAGAUUAAGAACUAGCACACUCACACUCUCAUUGAAAUGAUGGAUGGUUGUUGUCUGCAGCUGUUGUUCAUUACAAUGGUCCUUGUAACAGAAAGUCUUCCUGUCCAGUUGUGCUCUGUAUUACUGUAAUUAGCAGGAGGAUUGUGGGUAGCUAUGCUCUUUGCUUCUCCCUCACACACUAAAAAGCAUUGAACUGCUCUUGCCUGCCCCAUCGGGACAAAAUCCAGUUCUUGUGAAUAGGGUUUAAUGAUGUAAUCAUUAACUCAAACCCAAUGUUUGAGUUUUUUCAGCUGCUUUCCUCUCUUUCUUUCUGCAUAUCAUUCAUUUAAAAUUCAGAGGAUGACUUCCUUUUUGUUGUGACAGUGGCAUUAGCCUCGGCCUUGCAACGAUAGUGUAGUAACUGAGCAACUGAAUCUGAAGGAAGGACCAAGGGGUACUGUCAUGGGGAGAGGCACUCAGCCAAUGUGUUUACCCUUACAAACUGGAAAGAUUCUAGGAGCUGUGCCCUCUAGGAAGGCCGGAAGGCAAGGCAGCCGUGGCUCACCACUCUGGCGAUUGGGUCCCAAGCGCAGACCAAGUAUGUGGUAGCAUCUACUCUUGACUUGAAGACAGACCUUUGCCUCUCCUGUUCCAGAUAUUUUCAUGCCACAGAAUUCUGGGCAACUUGUGGCAGUGAUGGCACAGACUGGCCAACCUUUAGAAAUGUGGAGACAAAUAAAACAAGGCUUCUGAAAUGGCGAAGCACUAGUGCAAAGGAAGGAGUAGCAAGGAACUAGCCAGGAUACUAUUGGCAGGUUAGACCAUUGCAAGGUCAAGGGCAUAAACUGCAAAGGCGAAUUGCCGCUAGUUUUAACAGCUGCUGCUUGAAUCUCAUUAAACAUCAGAUCUCAUAAAUGGUGCACAGUGAGGGAUAUAAGUGGAAAUUCAUUAACUACUAAUAAUUUGCCACCGCAUUUAUGUCAUUACACUUACGCUGGUAUAACUACCUGUAGGAUUCUGGUAAGAUACUACAUUUGAUCUAAGCCAAAAAGAGAAGUGAUUUUGACCACAGUGUGUUUAAAAAAGCUACACAAACAUCUGUGCGGUAAAAGGGAGGAAAA